AGCGCUUUUAUGGCCAGAGAGUGAAGGUGUGGUCAUUGCCAUUCAAACAUCCCAUUUUGGAAGUUAAGUCCGUUCAGCUGUCUCUUUAGGAUACAGUACCUGCAUUGCUCCAAAUCAAGGCUGUGUUUUUUGAGUUAGAGUGUAAAAUCCUUACAAGCAUUCCCAUGUCAAUCAUGCCAACUGAAGGCUGCGCUACGCUACGUCUUUGCUCUCUUUGGAUCUAAUUCAUUUGGGGUUUCCGACUGUCCCCUUUACGCACGAAGACAUCACCAACACGGAGGUCUUUAAAUCGGCGUGAUUACUGAUAUCCAAUCUUCUCUGUCUGUCUGAUCGUGUCGGACACAUACCGCUUGUUUCGGAUGCGCAUUUCCCAUCAUUUGGUUCUUCUGCAUGGAUGAGACACGACUGGCGUUCUUCUUCUAGAACAAUUCGGGAGAAAACGCGUAAAGGGUUCGGGACACUCACAACCGCAGUCCAGUCAUGGCCAUGGUGGUGAGUGUGUGGAGAGAACCGCAGGAAGAACUGGCACCAGGGGGAUCCCUGGAUGACCAUCACCAGCAGCGCCUGAGCGCACCCUCGCACUCUCCCAACACUGGACUCUCAUCGGCGGAAGAUAAAGGACAGAACUCGGCGCAGAAACAGCAGCACAUUGAGUGUGUGGUUUGCGGAGAUAAAUCCAGCGGGAAGCACUACGGACAGUUCACCUGCGAGGGAUGCAAAAGUUUCUUCAAGCGCAGUGUGCGGCGGAAUCUAACGUACACGUGCCGUGCCAACAGAAGCUGCCCGAUGGACCAGCACCACAGAAACCAGUGCCAGUACUGCCGGCUGAAAAAAUGUCUGAAAGUGGGCAUGAGACGCGAAGCGGUUCAGCGAGGAAGAAUGCCGCCGAGCGCGCCGAACCCGGGCCAUUACGCGCUGACCAAUGGAGACCCCCUGAUUGGCCAGUGCUACCUGUCCGGAUACAUAUCUCUCCUGCUUCGGGCCGAGCCAUAUCCAACAUCCAGAUAUGGAAACCAGUGCUUGCAAUCCGGUAACAUCAUGGGCAUAGAGAACAUCUGCGAGCUGGCGGCCCGUUUGCUCUUCAGUGCGGUGGAAUGGGCCAGGAACAUCCCAUUCUUUCCUGAUCUCCAAAUCACGGAUCAGGUGUCUCUGCUUAGACUCACCUGGAGUGAGCUUUUCGUGUUGAACGCUGCGCAAUGCUCCAUGCCUCUCCACGUGGCUUCACUCCUGGCCGCCGCCGGACUUCACGCGUCCCCGAUGUCCGCGGACCGGGUCGUGGCCUUCAUGGAUCACAUCCGAUUCUUCCAGGAGCAGGUGGAGAAACUGAAGGCCCUGCAGGUGGACUCGGCCGAAUACAGCUGUGCCAAAGCUAUAGUGCUCUUCACAUCAGAUGCCUGUGGCCUUUCGGACGUACCGCACAUUGAAGGCCUUCAGGAGAAAUCUCAGUGUGCGCUAGAGGAGUAUGUGAGGAGUCAGUACCCGAACCAGCCCACUCGCUUCGGCAAGCUGCUGCUGAGACUCCCCGCGCUCCGUAUGGUCUCUUCCUCCGUCAUAGAGCAGCUUUUCUUCAUUCGACUGGUGGGUAAAACGCCCAUUGAAACGCUCAUCAGGGACAUGCUGCUAUCUGGGAGUAGUUUCAACUGGCCCUACAUGUCCAUUCAAUGAGUCCACAUGCAGAAGAAGAUGAGGAUGAGAAUGGAGACAUUUGGUGAGCAUUUAUUUAAAAACUGGACGAUGCACUCGUCUGAAAUCUUUCUCAAUGUUAGUUUAUAUAGCAAUGAAACAAACUUGAGAAACCUUUAUUCUCUCUCUUCUUUUAACAGUCAAUCAUGAUAUGUGCCAUACAUUCUAAGACUCUAAAAAUAACUUUUCAUUCAUUUCUUCAGCAGUAAUGGUCACUUUUUAUAUAUUUCAAAUCAAAUGCAAAAUGUGUUAAUUUGUUAUAUGAAUGAGGUUUUUCUUUGAUUCCAGAUAACAUAGAAACAAAAUCGCUAUUGGCGUUACACUCGAUUAAAAAUAUUACAACGAAAUUAGCAAGCGCAGACAAUGGAUUUAUCACUUAUUUAUUUGACUGUAUUUAUUUUUCUGCCUAUAAACCUCCUGUACACAAGCUGAACAAUCAACCACAGCACUUAAGGUUUUGCAUUUUUGAGGUUCGAAAAAUAAAUGUUUUUGGUGUAUUUUCUAACUUUUCUCUGUAUAAAAUGUGACACUUACCUAACAUCAAAGUAUUCUAACUUGCAGAUGAUUAUUUGUGCUGUUUGGAUGGGCGAUGAGGGGGUUGUUGAAUUUGAUGUAUGGUGCAACAUUCGAUUAAACA
Myxocyprinus asiaticus (Chinese sucker) is the source of this 2320-nucleotide messenger RNA. Its product is annotated as nuclear receptor subfamily 2 group F member 1-B-like. The transcript is spliced from 3 exons. Lineage: Eukaryota; Metazoa; Chordata; Actinopteri; Cypriniformes; Catostomidae. Gene Ontology annotation, molecular function: RNA polymerase II cis-regulatory region sequence-specific DNA binding; zinc ion binding; nuclear receptor activity. Gene Ontology annotation, biological process: cell differentiation; anatomical structure development; positive regulation of transcription by RNA polymerase II. The record is from RefSeq and is a predicted model, not a curated record. The coding region runs from base 481 to 1665 and encodes 394 amino acids.